Hirsutella rhossiliensis is the source of this 852-nucleotide messenger RNA. Its product is annotated as proteasome subunit domain-containing protein. The coding region runs from base 1 to 852 and encodes 283 amino acids. The record is from RefSeq and is a predicted model, not a curated record. The transcript is spliced from 2 exons. Gene Ontology annotation, cellular component: proteasome core complex. Gene Ontology annotation, molecular function: threonine-type endopeptidase activity. NCBI's taxonomy places the organism in Eukaryota, Fungi, Ascomycota, Sordariomycetes, Hypocreales, Ophiocordycipitaceae.
AUGGACACUCUCGUCGCAAGAUACAGCCGGCCGGCAUACCAACAGGAUGAGCCCGUCGAGGAUGAGGCCCACGAUUUCAUGAACCCGGCGUCGACCCUCGCCGGCAAGUUUGCCAUGCCCCCCAUUGCCCAGCCCUCGUCCUGGCUCCGCGCCGCCACCGACGACCACUCCAACCCCGACUGCCCCAUCAAAAUCGCCCACGGCACCACGACGCUGGCCUUUCGCUUCCAGGGCGGCAUCAUCGUCGCCACCGACUCGCGUGCCUCGGCCGGCAACUGGAUCGCCUCCCAGACGGUGAAAAAGGUCAUCGAGAUCAACAGCGUCCUCCUCGGCACCAUGGCCGGCGGUGCCGCCGACUGUCAGUACUGGCUCGCCUGGCUCGGCAUGCAGUGCCGCCUCCACGAGCUGCGCCACAAGCGCCGCAUCAGCGUCGCCGCCGCCAGCAAGAUCCUCGCCAACCUCGUCUACGGCUACAAGGGCAUGGGCCUCAGCAUGGGCACCAUGUGCGCCGGCGUCACAAAGGAGGAGGGCCCCGCCCUCUACUACGUCGACAGCGACGGCACCCGUCUGGCCGGAAACCUCUUCUGCGUCGGCAGCGGCCAGACGUUUGCCUAUGGCGUCCUCGACGCAGAGUACAGCUACGACCUGAGCGUCGACGAUGCCCUCGAGCUCGGCAGGCGCAGUAUCUUGGCGGCCACGCACCGCGAUGCCUUUUCCGGCGGCUUCAUCAACCUCUACCACAUCAAGGAGGAGGGCUGGGUCAAGCACGGCUUCAGCGACACCAACCCCAUCUUCUGGAAGACGAAGCUCGAGAAGGGCGAGUUUACCAACGUGACGAGCGAGCUGGUCUAG